Messenger RNA from Penaeus monodon (black tiger shrimp), 1847 nucleotides. RefSeq names its product spermine oxidase-like. NCBI's taxonomy places the organism in Eukaryota, Metazoa, Arthropoda, Malacostraca, Decapoda, Penaeidae. The transcript is spliced from 12 exons. The coding region runs from base 78 to 1661 and encodes 527 amino acids. The record is from RefSeq and is a predicted model, not a curated record. Gene Ontology annotation, molecular function: polyamine oxidase activity.
UAGUUCACUUUAUUCCCGGUGCUGGUCGUGCUGAGACCACACAUACCUGUCCCUUACUUCCUCUUCGUACAAGAAAAAUGUUGGUGCUUGGUAUUUUGUUUCUGACUUCCUUCGAUUUUAAAUCUGCUUCUGCUUAUGUCUGUGACUCAUUUGUGAAUACGUAUGACAAUCGAUGGCUGUCGGAGGCCGAGCUGAAGGACGUGGUGGUGGUGGGAGGUGGCGCUGCAGGACUGUCGGCCAUGAAGACCCUCAUUUCGAACGGCGUGAACAAUGUGGUCCUGCUUGAGGCGCAAGACUACGUCGGAGGUCGAGUCAGAACACACAGAGAGGGUGACAUUCUGACGGAGGACGGUGCAGAGUGGAUUCAUGGUGGGAAAACAAACCAUCUGUACGGUCUUGCUGAGAAAUUAGGAGGUCUCACUCAGCCUCUUCCUGAUUCCGAUUAUGAUUUUAGGCUCAGAACACAGUCCGGAGCGACUGCUGAUAUAAACGGAUAUGAUGCGGCCAGCAGCAUCUACGAGAAAUGCGAAGCGAACUCUGUCCUCAAGAAGUAUCACAAGUUCGGCUACGGCAAAUGCUAUGCGGACAGGUUUGACAAGCAAUAUACAAGAUUUGAAGGAAAGGAACAGGAAAGGGAAGCUUGGAGACAUUAUCUGGAGAUGUGGGUCAACAAGGACACAGGUCUCUCUGACUGGAAUGAUCAGUCAGCCAAGGAUGCAGACUACUUCACUGACUGGGGCAAUGAUGAGUGGAAUCAGUGGGCUGAUGGUUAUGAGACCCUCGUCAACUACCUCAUGAAAGACAUCCCGGAGAGUAAGGUGAAACUAUCGUCACCCGUGUGCAGGGUAUUCUGGGGCAAUAAAGUUGAAGGAGCCAGCCUUGGAAAUCGCGUUCUUGUGGUAACAGCGGAUGGAGUUUCGUAUCUGGCAAACCAUGUCAUCACCACAAUCUCUGUCGGGGUCCUCAAAAAGCACCAUUCUGAGAUAUUCACUCCAGCGUUGAAAAAAUCCUACCGAAAAGCACUGGCUGUGACGGAACUAGGAAUUGCUGACAAGGUGCAGCUUGGGUGGGAUUCCUCGUGGUGGGGACCGAAUCCUCUCACUCUUCAGAUCAUCUACACUGAAGACUUACCUGCUGAAAUGUCAUGGCUGGAGGGAGUGAUGGAGUUCCUGACGAUCCACCAGCAGCCCACUAUGUGUCAAGCCUUUGUAGCCGGAGAGUAUGCGCUGGCCAUGGAGGCUCUUCCGGAGGAGACGGUGAAGCAGCACGCAGUGUGGCUCCUGGCCAACGCCACAGGGCAGGAAGUGCCAGAGCCCACCUUCUUCAGGAGGACUCAGUGGGGGCUGGACGAGUUCAUGGAGGGAUCCUAUAACUCAUACGUGACCGUGAAGGGCGCCAGGAAAAUUAUGAAGAAACGUACACCACUGUCCAAACCAGCAGUCAGGAAGCGCAAGCCGAUGCUGCUGUGGGCGGGAGAGCACACGAGCGACGAACGCUACGGCACCGUGGACGGGGCGAUGGACACGGGAGAAAGAGAAGCCUUCAGGGUCAUAGACUAUAUGGAGGCAAAUGCCAAGCCCUUCCGAAGACAACGGAAGCUUAAGGGAAUCGGACAUGAAGGGAUAAUUGAUUGUGAUUUUUUGGGUAAUGAUAACUCAUAAAGUGUAUGCUAUAUGUCAUAACGCACUAAAUAUGCAUUUAGAUAAUAUCUUUACUGCUAAUUUUAACAUAAAUUUCUUUUGGAUAGGUAUUCCAUGUAACCAGUUUUUAAUAUCAUUUGAAAAAAGGAUGACACUUAUAAGAUUGCUUGUAGCAUCGAUAGUGUGUGAAAUAAAAUUGCAUAAUUA